AUGGCCACAAACUUACGAAAAACCCAUCCACUAAUAAAAAUCAUCAAUAACUCAUUCAUUGACCUACCAAGCCCCUCAAAUAUCUCAGCCUGAUGAAACUUCGGAUCUCUUCUUGGCAUCUGUUUAAUCCUACAAAUUAUCACAGGAAUUUUCCUAGCAAUACACUACUCACCAAACAUCUCACUAGCAUUCUCAUCAGUAGCCCACAUCACCCGAGACGUACAAUACGGGUGACUCAUCCGAAACAUACAUGCCAACGGAGCCUCCAUCUUCUUUAUAUGUAUUUAUCUUCACAUCGGCCGAGGAAUUUAUUACGGCUCAUAUUUAUAUAAAGAAACUUGAAACACAGGAAUCAUCUUACUAUUUACAGUCAUAGCCACCGCAUUCGUUGGCUACGUCCUACCAUGGGGCCAAAUAUCAUUCUGAGGUGCUACCGUUAUCACCAACCUACUCUCAGCUAUCCCAUACAUUGGUGAUACUCUAGUACAAUGAAUCUGAGGUGGAUUCUCAGUAGACAACGCCACCCUAACCCGAUUCUUCACCUUCCACUUCCUACUCCCCUUCACUAUCAUCGGCUUAGCCAUCACACACCUACUAUUUCUUCAUGAAACUGGAUCAAAUAACCCAACAGGGUUAAACUCAAACGCCGACAAAAUUCCAUUCCACCCAUACUUCUCAUACAAGGACCUUUUAGGACUUGUACUAAUACUAGCUAUCCUUCUAACCUUAACACUAUUCUCCCCAAACCUACUGGGAGACCCAGAUAAUUUCACACCAGCCAACCCUCUAUCAACCCCACCACACAUUAAACCAGAAUGGUACUUCUUAUUCGCCUACGCAAUUCUACGAUCUAUCCCAAACAAACUAGGGGGUGUACUUGCCCUGUUAUUCUCCAUUCUAGUAUUAUUCCUCAUACCAACCUUACAUACAUCAAAACAACGCUCAACCAUAUUCCGACCACUAACCCAAACCCUAUUCUGAUGCCUAGUAGCUGACCUGUUAGUACUCACAUGAAUUGGUGGACAACCAGUAGAAGAUCCAUUUAUCACAAUCGGUCAAGCAGCCUCUAUUCUAUACUUCACAAUCAUCCUAAUACUUAUACCAAUCACAGGAAUAAUCGAAAACAAAAUAUUAAACCUAAAAU
This is a messenger RNA of Gopherus evgoodei (Goodes thornscrub tortoise), 1144 nucleotides long. The record is from the annotation of a RefSeq genome assembly. NCBI's taxonomy places the organism in Eukaryota, Metazoa, Chordata, Testudines, Testudinidae.